AUGCACCGAAAUUUUGAGGUUACAAUCGACGUAAUGGUAUGGCUGUAUGUGAAACCCUUUAGACCAACCAAGAAACGUCAUACAAAUAACGUUAAUAACAUCACGGUGUUUCCACCAGCUGCAAGCACUUAUCGACGACUUAAAUUCCAGUCGAGUGUCAUGGGCUUUUCAAAUGGUGAACGCCACUUCAAAAGUACCACUAAAUUUCACUACGUUAAAAUUUGGAGAUUUUGGUAAUUUUCGACAGUGUAUAAAUUCUAAAACAAAUACUUUCCGUGAUGAGGACAUAGUUGGAAAGUAAUUCAUUGGUUUCACAUUUAACAGGAAUUCGACUUUCGAUUCACUACCCUCGAGGCCACCACACUGGGCGCGAUGUGUACCAGAUGGCUGUUACACAGAAGACGUUAAUGUCAUUGGGAAUUCCAUAUUGAUGAGUUCAUUAGGGACCGAAAAGCAUCUUAGAAUCAAAUUUCCAGAAUUUCUCUGCCAAACUCUAGACGACGUAGAAGUACUCCCAGCGGAAGCAAGCUUGACGAUUUUUCUGCUGAUUAUUCUUUCGUUCAUCGUUUUUAUGUCAACUCUGUGCGACGUUUAUGAUUUAAAUGAGUAUUUUUCUCUUUUCGUGCAACAACUCUUUCUUAGAAUUUUGUCCCAUUAUUGUUAGAAGCUUUUCUGCGUACACCCAAGGCCCCUUCUUGUAAAGUCGUUUCAAAGUCCAUGCCAACAAAACUGGUGGUCUUGCCUUUUGUACAUCCAGAAUUAUAUCGACGCCAACAAGAUUGUGAGUACCGGACAAAAUAAUUUAUAAUUACGUCAACAAACAUGCAGUUAUUUCUAACAUCACCUAUGGUACUUUUUGGAUUAUGGAAAUUUACCAAAAUAGCGAUAGUUCUGUUAGGAUGGUGUUGUUUAGUAUCUGCUUUGAUUGGUUUUUAUUCGAUAUGGAGAGAUAAGCUGCCCGCAUAUGUCACAGUACUAAGUUUUAGUCUGAAUAGAUAUAUAUUGAGGCACUUUACAAUUUUUAAUUUGUUUUAUGAAUUUUGGGGUACAGUGCUUUGAUUUCAUUCUUCUUAGUUUUUGCUGUCGAAGCUCCUGUGACACCUUUACUGGGAAGAAUCAGAAGUAAACCACAAAAUUAGAUUUUGGCGUUCUGGUUUGAAAUCAAGUUAAAUAAAAAAUAAUGUAUGAUAAAGGGACAAAAUAAUAUAUUAAUGGGUCAACGUUUAAGAUUAAAUACCUAAUGCGGACGGGUUUUUCCAAGACUUCAUUUACGGGCACCCCCAAUUAGACGUAUUACUGGAAUUCUUUACUUAACGGCCUCUCAGCCGGAUGUUGUAUAUGUUAUACAGAUUGUUCUACAAAUGUAUUUAACGAGGGGUUGGAAGUGAUGGAAAACUAGAAUGGAUUUAUUUCGAGCAUAAAGAAACAUCUUAUAGACCAACAUUGCAGAAUGCCUCUCUCUCUCAAAAGAAAUUGUGAAAAAAGAAACUUAACCAGUGUAACUCAAACACCAAUACGAGAAACUUUAUCUGCUAAUACCGGCAAAAAUCAAAAGGAAACAUUCAAGUUCGAUUUAUGCUACGCCAUGCUUGCCUCGGAUAUUCCAUUAAAUAAGUUAAGUAAUCCUACAUUUCAUUAAUUUUUGGAAAAAUACUGUAAAAGGACCAUUCCAGACGAAAGCACUCUCAGGAAAACAACUGUAGAUAAAUGUUAUACCUAAACUGUUGCUAAAAUUAAGAUACGUUUGCAAAAUAACUUUAUUUACUUUGUUGUACAAAAAGUAAUUUUUCUUGCAUAUUUUACAUGUUUUUUCUGCAUAUAAUUCCGAGCUUUAGUCAAAGCUAGUGUUGCAACUUGACGUAGAAUGUAUAAUAUUUUUCUAGUGGUGUCAUAAAUUUACAUCUAAUAAGCUAUAUUAUUUGUUGAAGGAUGGCGAAAUCACGAUUAUCCUGGAUGGCCUGUAGACAUUAAAAUGUUAAACAAAAAUUGUAAAGUACAAAUAAGUACAGACCAACAUUUGUUUUGUCCAUGAUUUAACAGUCAUGAACUGUUGUUUUGAAAUGUUUGACCAACUGGAACUCAUUAAAGUCGUAUUAUAAUACUUUAUAAUUCCAUUCCGUGAUGCAAAUAAUCGAUUAUCUUUGUUUACAUAAAGUGAGCAGGACUUGGUAUAUAUAUUUUGUGUCUCUUUAGGUUUAAGUUGUUAACGUUGUUGGGUAGAUCAAAAUGGACGUAAACAAAAUUCAAGAAAACGAAUUACGUGACCCUAAUUUUCAAUAUGGUCGUUGGUUGUCCUCUCCUCCAGCUGGUGAAGAAGUGGUCAUAUCUGGCAUGUCUGGUCGUUUUCCAGAAUCUGAUAAUGUCUACGAGUUUCGUGACAAUCUGUUUAACAAAACGCUGAUGGUUACAGAAAAUGAGAAAAGGUGGAAAAUCAAUCAUCCUGAUCUACCGAAGCGAAGUGCUCACAUUAAUAAUAUUAAUAAACUAGACGCUGGUUAUUUUGGGCUACAUUAUCGUCAAGCUGACAAUUUAGAUCCUGGCAUGAGAGUUUUGAUGGAAACGGUCAUGGAAGCUAUUAUGGAUGCUGGAGUAAAUCCGUUAGAGCUUGAAGGAAGCAAAACUGGUGUAUUCAUCGGUUUCUCUUAUUCAGACGUGGAAAAUCUUACCUAUACCAGUAUGACGGAAUCGCAAAAGUUUACCAUUACAGGUUAUUUUAAAUCUUUGUUUGCUCAUCGCCUCAGUUAUUAUUUGAAACUAAAAGGACCAUCAUUCGUGGCUGACACGGCUUGUAGCAGUUCCGGGAAUGCUCUUCAUUCAGCAUUUAAAUCAAUGAGAAGUGGUCAAUGUGAGGCUGCAAUAGUCGCUACCUGCAAUUUGACUAUCCAUCCUGGAACUACAAUUCAAUUUUUUCGGUUAGGAGUUUUAAGUCCGGAAGGAAUACCCAAAGUUUUCGAUCAAGACGCAGACGGUUAUGUUAGAAGUGAGGCUUGCACUUGUCUUUUGCUCCAAAAGUCUAAUAAUGCGAAACGAAUUUACGCACGAAUUGUUAAUACAAAAGUGAACUGCGACGGAUUUAAAAAGGAAGGGAUAACAUAUCCUUCUUCGCAAAUGCAGAAAGAGCUUAUGACUGAAAUAUACAAAGAAAGUGGUAUUAACCCUCCAGAACUGAGCUACGUCGAAACACAUGGCACUGGCACUCAAGCUGGAGAUCCUGAAGAGGUUAAUGCUAUAGACGGGGCUCUGGCGAAGAAAUGUGGAAAAGAGCUUCUCGUGGGAUCAGUAAAAUCAAACAUGGGUCAUACAGAACCUGCAUCAGGUCUGUGUUCAAUUGUAAAAGUACUGAUUGCAAUGGAAACCAGAUCUAUACCACCUAACAUCAACUUGAAAAGAAUUCGAAAAGGACUGGAAGGAAUUGAACAAAAGCGAAUGAAAAUUGUGACAGAAGCCACUGAGCUUUUAGAACAUGAUGCCAUUGUAGGUGUUAACAACUUUGGUUUCGGAGGUAACAACUGUCAUGUGAUAUUGCAAAGGUUUAAAAAACAGAAAAUCAAUGGUGGACUUCCAAAAGAUGAUGUUCCUAGAUUAAUUUGUGUCAGUGGUCGCACUAAUGAAGCGGUUUUGAAAAUUUUAAACGAUGUUAGCAGCAACAACUUGGAUGAAGAAUACGUCGGUCUCCUCCAUCAGUUAUAUAAAAUUAAUAACCCAAAUCAUUUAUAUCGAGGAUAUGCAGUAAUUUCCAAACGUGGUAUUGUAUCCAUGUCAUCCAAAUUAUUGCCUUCGCGCAGACCAUCUUUGUGUGUAUUUUUUGGACAAUUCGUCAAUAAUUUUCACAUACUGGCGUCUUACUUAAAGAAGUUUUCGAUCUUCGAAUACAUCGAAACAAGGGUUAAUCAAAUUUUGGUACACAACAAAGUAAGAACACUUAAAGAAAUUUUAGAAAGAAAGAGAAAUGUAGAUGAAGACACAUUAGGGUCAAUAUGUUUGCAAUUAAUUUUGGUAGAUAUUCUCAAGGAGUUGGAAUUGUUUCCUAUUAGAGUUUUCGGUGAAACUUCUGGCAAAAUCGCUACUGCUUACCAUUAUAACGUUAUUCAACUGAACGAGGCCGUGUCAGCAGCGAUAAAACUUAGUAAAGUAAAUUCUAAUUCAAAAGAUAAAAACAUAUCAAAGGAGGAUUAUUCAAUUUACCCAAAUUCUUAUAAACCAUCGAAAAGCACAGUGGUACUUAAUAUAUCUGAUCUACGUCUCAAUGAUGGAGAUAACUUACUGGUAGAAAAUGGUAGCGUCAAUUUACUGGGUACGUUAGGAAGAUUAUAUACAGAAGGUCAUCUUCCUCAAGUUCAUAAACUGUAUCCACAAGUAGAAUUCCCUGUAAGUACAGGCACCUCCAUGAUUUCACCUUCAAUUCAAUGGAAUCACGAAAAAUCAUGGUAUACCUAUAAAUUUAGUGAAUUUACAUCAUCGGAAGCUGAGCAGAAAGAAUACAGAAUUUCAUACUUACACGAGGAACACCGGUUUAUGAAAGGCCAUUUCAUCGAUGGGCGUAACCUUUUCCCUGCUACCGAAUAUUUACAUUUAGUUUGGCAAACAUACGCACAGAGUCGACGAUUAUUAACCAUCGAUAUUCCUGUCUUAUUUGAAAACUGUAAAUUUAUCAGAGCUGUUACAUUGCCUAAGAGUGGUUACGUAAAAUUGCUUAUAACUAUUCAAAGGGGCACAGGCAAUUUUGAAAUUCUAGAGAAAGAUUCGUUAGUAGUUAGUGGUCGUAUCCAAAUUUGUCCAAAUGCAAACAAGCAACAAAAUAUAUUACCAAAACUUAAUUCCUUCAAUGACGAUAAAUUGGAAAUGUUGGAACAAGACGAAAUUUACCGAGAAUUUUACCUAAGGGGUUACAAUUACAGUGGUUUAUUCAAAUCAAUUAAACGAUGCAAUGUAGACGCUUCUGCCGGUCUGAUUAAAUGGGAGGACAACUGGAGUGCUUUUAUGGAUAAUAUGCUUCAAAUGAAAAUUCUUCAGUCUGACACAAGGUUGCUUUUCGUUCCUGUUGCCAUUAAGAAAAUAAUUAUAGAUCCCAUAAAACACGUAGAAAUUGUCAACCAACAGGAUACAGAAGAAUGUGUUCUACCUGUCUAUGGGAAUAAGAAUUGCAACUUGAUCCAGUCCGGUGGAAUUGAAAUACAUGGAGUCCAAGUAAAAUCUAUUUUCAAGAAAAAACCACCACUGGAACCAGUUUUAGAAAAGAACGUAUUUAUUCCAAACAAUUUAUCGUUAGGAUUAGAAGAAGCCGUGAGAGUCAACACGCAAAUUAUCUUAGAAAAUAGUUUAGAGAACAAUUUCAAAGCUGUGGAAAUCGUAAACGAAUUCACGGAUAUAAAUGCGGAACACAUCUUGGGUUUCGUUAAUAAAACCUUAGAAGAUAUUCCUGUAGUAACUCCAGAUCUAACCAUUUCAUCAGGAACCACGACAAAUGAGACACCUGGAAUAAAAUUUGAAACUGUCACGUUAACAUCUCAAAGUAGCAUCCUUUUGUAUAUUGGCAGUAAAAUUCUAGAACAAUCAAAUGCUUUAAAACAAAUUUUUGCACCCGUUAGCAGAAACGGAUUUAUCCUAACACGGGAAGAUAUUGGCUUCAAUUUAGAAAAAGAUCUUACUGAAGCAGAUAUUCUAACUGAUUAUGUAACACCAAACGAAAGAAUAAUUUUAUUGCGAAGAAAAGUGGAAAAUGUUAAUCAGGAGUUUAUUGAAAUAUCUUCUAGUAGUUUCAACUGGAUUUCAGAGCUUCAAAACGCGUUAAGUGUCGGAAAAGAUGUUAUAGCGUAUGCGACCAACAGAGAUCCCGAAGGAAUACUGGGUUUGAUAAAUUGCAUCAGGCGAGAAACCAGUGGAAAUUUAGUUAAGUGUUUCUUUAUGAUGGACGACGCUCCGAAAUUUGAUCCCCAACAUCCGUUCUACAGUAAACAAAUUAGUAAAAACUUGGCUGUAAACAUUUAUAAGGACAAAUCGUGGGGAACGUAUCGUCAUUUGGUUUUGGAGGAGAGGACGAAGAUUAACUGUGAACAUUCUUAUGCUCAUUUUAAAAGUAGAGGAGACAUAUCCAGUUUCGAAUGGUUAGAGGGGCAUUUAUCUGAAGAAGUACCACUAAAAGAAGGACAACUUUUGGUUCCAACAUAUUAUGCGUCAAUUAACUUUAAAGAUAUAAUGGCGGCCUCUGGGCGUGUAAAUCCUGAAAUGAUACAAUCACAUCGACUUGGCCAAGAGAUUCUAAUAGGAUUUGAAUUUUCAGGAAAAGAUUUAAGUGGGCGUAGAAUAGCUGCAAUGACAAACAAUCAAGGUAUUUCUUCCCAUGUUACUCUCGAUUCUUCCUUAGUUUGGAAAAUACCGGACUCAUGGACACUCGAAGAUGCAGCAACGGUUCCUGUUGUCUAUUCCACUGUUAUUUAUGCUCUUUUAAUGGUUGGCGAUUUGAAACCGGGUUCCUCAGUUCUUAUUCACUCCGCUACUGGUGGUAUUGGAUUGGCUGCCUUGAACAUUUGCUUUCACUAUAAAUGCGAAAUUUAUGUAACCGUUGGCACUCAAGAAAAACGAGCAUAUUUAAAAAAAAAUUAUCCACAAAUUCCAGACAAUCAUAUUGGGAAUUCACGAGACACCUCAUUUGAGCAAAUGAUCCGAAGGGAAACUCGGAAUAAAGGGGUUGACAUGAUUUUGAACUCCCUAAGUGAGGAUAAAUUGCAGGCUUCGAUUAGGUGUUUAGCACGAGGAGGAAAGUUUAUGGAAAUUGGCAAAUACGAUCUGGCAAAUGAUAGUUCUUUGAAUCUUUUGUUCAUGGAAAAAGAGGCUACCUAUCACGGCAUAUUAUUAGAUGAAGUUUUUAAUAACUUUAAAGAAAUGAAGCUUAAGGUGGUUGAACAUUUAAUGGAUGGAAUUGAAGCAGGUUUUGUAAAACCACUUCCCAGGAUUGUGUUCAGGGCAGAUGAAGUUGAAAAAUCGUACAGAUACAUGAUGACAGGUAAACAUAUUGGUAGGAUAUUGAUCAAGCUGCGGAAUGAAGAAGAAGAAGAUAGUGUCAGUAAAUUCCAGAUUAUGUCAAAUCCACGUUUCCACUGUGACGUACGUUACACCUACAUUGUUAUUGGAGGGCUAGGUGGAGUUGGUUUAGAAUUAGGCGACUGGUUGAUUUUGAGAGGUGCAAGAAAACUAGUACUAACUUCAAGAUCGGGUAUACAAAAUGGUCACCAUCAGCAAAGAAUAAACAUUUGGACAACAUACGGCGUCGAAGUUAAAAUUUCUACAAAAGACGUAACCACUGAAAGAGGAUGUGAAGAUUUAAUUAAAGAAGCGAAUAAGCUUGGACCUGUCGAUGCUAUUUUUAACUUAGCUGUGGUCCUUAAGGAUACUCUCUUUGAAAACCAAACACAUGAAAAUUUCGAAACUUCCUUGGCACCAAAAGCUCGCGCUACACUCUAUUUGGAUCGAGUCACUAGAAAAUUGUGUCCAAAACUAAGGUACUUUGUUAUAUUUUCGUCAGUAUCAUGUGGACGUGGGAAUCCCGGUCAGAGCAACUACGGUAUGGCAAACUCUGUUAUGGAAAGGAUAUGUGAGAAUCGAAAGCGAGAAGGAUUACCAGCGGUAGCUAUCCAGUGGGGUGCAAUCGGUGAAGUUGGUUUGGUGGCGAAAAUGCAAAAGGAGAAUAAAGAGUUAGUGAUUGGUGGUACUCUUCAACAAAAAAUUUCAAGUUGUCUUGAAGUAUUGGAUGUGUUAUUGAAACACAAAUAUCCAGUUGUUUCUAGUAUGGUGGUUGCCAAAAAAUACGACAAAAGCGAUAAUCUUAGUGCAGUAGAAGCGGUUGCACAUGUUGUAGGAAUAAAAGACAUGAAAACUAUAAGUCAAUAUACGACAUUUGCGGAACUCGGUAUGGAUUCGCUAAUGGGAACUGAGAUUAUUCAACUUUUAGAGAAAGAUUUUGGGAUCUAUGUAACAUCCAAAGAUGUGAGAAGUUUAACAUUUGCAAAAUUGACUGAAAUGGAGGCAGAGAAAAUGAAAGCAUCUGGAGAAGUUGUAAACCAAAAAAUAGAAGAAGGCACAAAUUUGCUUAUUCAGAGCAUUCCCAAUAGCGAAACUAUCCAUCUGCCUGUUGUUAAAUUCAAUAGUCAAGUGGAACCACAUGUGGAAGCUCCUAUAGUAUUGGUGUUACCAGGAGUAGAAGGCAUCUUCACACCACUAGAAUAUUUAACGAAUUCAUUGAAAGCCCACGUAAUAGGAGUCCAGUACACCUAUAAAAAUUCAGAGGACUCUAUUGAAGAACUUGCACAGAAUACACUCCCGCACAUCGAAAAUUAUUUAACCAGAACCACCCCCUUUUACAUUAUUGGAUAUUCAUUUGGAACUCUAGUCGCUCUAGAAAUGAUCAGCUUGCUAGAAAAGAAUGGCUACACUGGUAUUCUGAUUUUAAUCGACGGUUCACCAGCUUAUUCAACUUCUUCUUUAAAAAAGCAAUUUGCGCAUGAAACGGAAGCUCAAUUCCAAACUGCUAUUUUGAGCAAAAUUGCUUCUUUCGUGAUUUCGUUGGAUGUAUUUUCGCAAUAUGAGGAAACUUUACUGAAAUGUAAAGAUUUUGAAGAAAGAAUCAAUUUGUUUUUGGCGCUGAUACCCCCCGAAACAAAUAACAAACAAAAGUUAGAAAAGCGGGCAGGUGUUGCACUAUACCACCGUUGCAAAGCUUUACUUAACUAUACAUUUAAAAAUAAGAAAAUUAAAUCAUCAGUGCAUCUGUUCAAGGCAAAACAUUCCAUGGUUGACGAAGAGGAUGAUUAUCAAUUAUCAAAAAUAAGCGAAAACCUAGCGGAAGUAAUUACGAUAGAUGGUGACCAUGUAACAAUUUUAAAGAACCCAGAUCUUGUGAAAGGUGUUAAUGAAAUCGUAGUCCAGAAAUAAUAAUUCGGGAUAAAAUAAACAUUUUCCUUUC
Messenger RNA from Zophobas morio, 8959 nucleotides. RefSeq names its product fatty acid synthase-like. Lineage: Eukaryota; Metazoa; Arthropoda; Insecta; Coleoptera; Tenebrionidae. Gene Ontology annotation, molecular function: oxidoreductase activity; fatty acid synthase activity; 3-oxoacyl-[acyl-carrier-protein] synthase activity. The transcript has 25 exons. The record is from RefSeq and is a predicted model, not a curated record. Gene Ontology annotation, biological process: fatty acid biosynthetic process. The coding region runs from base 2227 to 8928 and encodes 2233 amino acids.